Messenger RNA from Adineta steineri, 1197 nucleotides. The record is from the annotation of a GenBank genome assembly. NCBI's taxonomy places the organism in Eukaryota, Metazoa, Rotifera, Eurotatoria, Adinetida, Adinetidae.
AUGAAUAUUAAUAAAAGAGAUAAAAUAUGUUUUGAAGACUUGAAUUUACCUUCAGGUCUAAUUCUAGGAUUAUAUUCUAUGGGUUUUCAAAAUGGUCCAUCAGAUACACAAGCACUUAUUUUACCUUAUUCAUUAUCAGAAGAAUUUCAAAGAAAUAUUAUUGUUCAAUCUAAAACUGGAACUGGAAAAACGAUUUCUUAUAUUAUACAUACUCUGGCUUGCAUUCAAUCUGGUCUCUCACAGCCACAAGCAUUAAUCAUUGUGCCUACUAUUGAACUUGCUCUUACCGUUGGAUCUGGUAUUGAAAAAAUGUCAAAACAUCUUCCAAAUAUCCAAAUAACAUAUGUAACAUCUUCUCUAUCAAUACAACAAUCAUUUACUACACCAAUUAUUAUUGUAACAAUCGAUAUGUUUGAUUUAUUACAAUCAGUAAUUGAUUUUUCUCAACUUAAAAUAUUAAUUCUUGAUGAAAUUGAUACAAUGAUUAUUCGAGAAGAUUAUCGACAUAAUUUACUUCAUCUUUUUCAUAAUUUACCAUUAAUGGAUGAUUGUCAAAUACUCGUCUAUUCAUCAACAUUAUCCGAACAAAUAAUGAAUUUUACAAAUCAACUUAUACCAAAUUCAAUAGUAAUUAAACAAAAAUCCGAUAAACAACAAUUAGGCAAUAUUGAACAAUAUUAUGUUAUGUGUCAAGAUGAAAAUAAAAAAAAUGAUAUUGUUAAUAUCAUCUUAAAACAAUUUCUCACUACACAAAUAAUGAUUUUCUGUUCGACUGAUGAUAUAACCGAACGACUUUAUGAAAAAAUUAUGAUUCAUAACAAAAAUAAUGUUCGAAUGUUAACUACAAAAUGUGAUAAUCAUCAACGUGUUUCAUUAAUUGAAGAAUUUCGUUCGAAUUUCUAUCGAAUAUUUCUUCUAUCUGCUGAAACAUCUGCUACAACUCAUGGUAUUGAUUUAGAUAAUGUUAAUAUCGUAAUUAAUUAUGAUUUACCACGUUCACUUGGUAUUAAUUCCGAUCUUGAUUAUGUUACUUAUCAUCAACGACUCGAUCGAUGUGGACGUUAUAAUAAACAUGGUUAUUUAUUCAAUUUAAUUCAAUCCUUAGAUGAUUGGAAUAUUCAACUUGGUCAACAAAAUUAUUUUUCUUUUGUUAUUAAAUCUAUUGAUAUUGAUGGUAUACAAGCACUUGUAUUAUAA